AUGGCCGUACCCCUCGAGCAGGCCGAAGAGUUGCGCCUCUACCAGCAAACUCUCCUGCAGGAUGGCCUGAAGGACAUGCUGGACCACAAGAAGUUCCUCGACUGUGUCUUGAAGGUGAAAGGGAAGGAGUUCCCGUGCCACCGCCUGGUCCUCGCAGCCUGCAGUCCCUACUUCAGGGCCAUGUUCCUCUCAGAGAUGGAAGAAAGCAAGAAAAGGGAAAUUGACUUGGAGGAUGUCGAUCCAGAAGUCAUGGGAAAGAUUCUCCAUUACAUCUACACCUCGGAGCUGGAGAUCACGGAGCAGAACGUCCAGGACAUCUUCUCUGUGGCCAACAUGUUCCAGAUCCCAUCCAUCUUCACGGUCUGUGUAUCCUUCCUUCAGAAGAGACUUUGUCUCAGCAACUGCCUGGCCAUUUUCAGGCUGGGUUUGAUGUUGGACUGUGCCCGCUUGGCGGUGGCCGCCAGAGACUUCAUCUGUGACCGCUUUGCCCUGGUCUCCCGAGACGAGGAGUUCUGCCAGCUGUCCCCAGAUGAGCUCAUCGCCAUCAUCUCCAGUGACUCUCUGAACGUCGAGAAGGAGGAGUUGGUCUUUGAGGCUGUGAUGAAAUGGGCCACAGCGAAGGAUCGGGACAGCCGGGUGAAGGCCCUGCCUGUGGUCUUUGAGAGCAUCCGUUUCCGCCUCAUGGACAAGGGUUACUUCAAGGACCAUGUGGAGAAGCAUGCUAUAAUCAAGUCCAGCCCGGAGCUCCUCAAGAAGAUCCAGAUGGUGAAGGACGCCCAUGAAGGGAAAUUCACUGUGGUGAAAAAGGCUUCUGGGAAGAAAAAAGGGGCAAAGGAAUCUGGGGACAGUGUGAUAAACGGAGGGGUGGAAGAAGAGGAAGGGGAAGAGGAUCAAGAUGUCCUCCCGGGGAUCCUAAAUGACACCAUGCGCUUUGGAAUGUUCCUUCAUGACCUCAUUUUCAUGAUCAGUGACUCGGGGGCAGUGGCUUAUGACCCGAGUGCCAACGAGUGCUACUUCGCCUCGCUCUCUGCCCAGAUUCCAAAGAAUCAUGUCAGUUUGGUCACCCGUGAGAAUCAGGUCUUCAUAGCAGGUGGACUUUACUACAAUGAGGAGAAUAAAGAGGACCCCAUGAAUUCCUACUUCUUGCAGUACGACCACCUGGACUCCGACUGGCUCGGGAUGCCUCCGCUGCCCUCCCCGCGCUGCCUCUUUGGACUCGGCGAGGCUGAAAACUGCAUCUUCGUGGUCGGGGGGAAGGAGCUGAAGGAGGGGGAGAAGACGCUGGACUCGGUCAUGUGCUACGAUCGCCUGAACUUCAAAUGGGGUGAGGCGGACCCCCUCCCUUACGCAGUCUAUGGGCACGCCGUGGUGUCCCACAAGGACCUCAUCUACGUCAUAGGAGGAAAAGGAAGCCACAAGAAGUGCCUCAACAACAUGUCAGUGUAUGAUCCAAAGAAGUUUGAGUGGAAAGAGCUGGCUCCCCUGAAAUUGGCCCGUUCGCUUUUUGGGGCAACCGUUCACAACAACAAAAUUUAUGUAGCAGCUGGAGUGACCGACUCUGGUUUGACCAACUCGGUGGAAGUUUACGACAUCGCAAAGAACAAAUGGGAAGCCUUCACCGAAUUCCCCCAGGAGCGCAGCUCUGCUAGCCUGAUCAGCUUGGCCGGCACCCUCUACCUGAUCGGAGGCUUUGCCACUGUGGAGACAGAGUCAGGGGAGCUGGUCCCCACGGAGCUCAACGACGUCUGGAGGUACGAUGAAGAAGGGAAGAAAUGGGAAGGGAUCCUUCGAGAGAUCCAGUACGCAUCCGGUGCCACUUUUCUGCCAGUGCAGCUCAACGUCUUGCGGCUGACCAAGAUGUAAUCGGGACGAGGCGUCGCUGCUUCUCUCCGCUUUCUUUUGUACCUCUGCAUUUGAAGAUUUGAAGAUGCUGUGCUACUUCUCUGUUUUGUUAGAUAAAACGGAAAAAGAUGCGA
This is a messenger RNA of Varanus komodoensis (Komodo dragon), 1976 nucleotides long. It is a transcript of the gene KLHL40, whose product is annotated as kelch like family member 40. The coding region runs from base 1 to 1863 and encodes 620 amino acids. The record is from RefSeq and is a predicted model, not a curated record. The transcript has 6 exons. Gene Ontology annotation, biological process: negative regulation of protein ubiquitination; skeletal muscle fiber development; negative regulation of proteasomal ubiquitin-dependent protein catabolic process. Gene Ontology annotation, molecular function: protein binding. NCBI's taxonomy places the organism in Eukaryota, Metazoa, Chordata, Lepidosauria, Squamata, Varanidae. Gene Ontology annotation, cellular component: A band; I band.